Messenger RNA from Xyrichtys novacula (pearly razorfish), 9519 nucleotides. Lineage: Eukaryota; Metazoa; Chordata; Actinopteri; Labriformes; Labridae. The record is from the annotation of a GenBank genome assembly.
AACGGGUGUCUCCACGUGAGAGUAUCAACAGCAUGACGGCUGGCGUGUGAAUUCAUCUUCAACUUGUUGCUGUUUCGUGGAGAUUAAUCAACAACCAGUGUGUGUAUCAGGAGGUAAUGGUGGACAGUGUGUGUUCGUAGAGACUUGUAGACAUUAGAGUUUUUAGAAAGCGCUGCGCCAUCAGUCCUGUUUACAUGUGAGAGGUGUUGUAGUGUGUUUAAUGUGGUUUGUGUGACUGUUCUGUGUGGCGGUAGGACGAUGGCAACAGUACGCAAGAAGGUGGACAACCGGAUCCGUGUUCAGAUCGAGAAUGGAGUCGCCCUGCAGCACCGGACCAUGUUUGUGGUGGUGGGAGAUCGUGGAAGAGAUCAGGUAAUCUGCCACCACCCCACGGACCCCCCCUCCAUUAGGCUACCUCUGAUUUUGACAAUGUUACUAUCUUACAGUUGGGGUUGCAAAGGGGCAGAAAAUUUCCAGAAACUUACCAUGGGAAGUUAGACCUGGGAAUUUUAGAAAUACUCCAAAUUAGAAACUUUCCAUGGGAAUUAUUGGGAAUUUAUGGGAAUUAACUGUAAUUAUAUAAUAACAGAAACUGACCGUCAUUGUUAAUUAUAUUGACCCUAUAAUAUUAUCAAACUUAAUUGACUUUAUAUUGUCUGUGGGCUCAAAUGUCUUGUCUUUUGGGCUCAAAAGUGUGGCCUCCAGGGUUCAAGAAAUCAUUUGUACAUGUGAUGGAGGAAAGCACACUGCAUGUAGAGGGUGUAGCCUCAAUAGCCCUGGACGAUGCAGUGUGCUGUGUGCGUGUGAUGGAGGAGUGUACUUAUAUUAAAUCUGGUUGUUUUAGUGAAGAUUAUGCUACAGUAUAUUUUCCUCAACUAUAUUUAAGUUUCCUGUUGAGGGCCAACCUUCAGUUUUGUAAAUUUCAGAUGUAUUCCCGUUAAUUCCCAUGGAAAGUUUCCAACUUUGAAAAUUCCUGGAAUUUUGCAACCCUACGUAGAGUAAAGUUUGUUGUCAAAUACCACCUACUAAUAAACCUGCCUCUGAUCAAGGUGGUAAUCCUGCAUCACAUGCUGUCUAAAGCCACCGUCAGGGCGAGACCCUCGGUACUCUGGUGUUACAAGAAAGACUUGGGAUUCAGCAGGUGAGUGCAUACUCUCCUUAGAGAUUUAGUCAGAAAUAUGGUCUGAAAAGAGAGACAUAACUUAUCAAAACUAUCUGAAACAGCAAUCGCAAGAAGCGCAUGAGACAGCUGCAGAAGAAGAUCAAAACUGGAACACUGAACCUGAACCAGGAUGAUCCAUUCGAACUAUUCAUCGCUGCAACCAACAUCCGCUACUGUUACUACAACGAGACACACAAAAUCCUGGGAAACACCUUUGGCAUGUGUGUCUUACAGGUACGGUAUUCCUUUUCUUAGCCAUGCAUUUUCAAAGGAAUCAUGGAUAAUUUUAUCAGGGCAUUAUCUACAAAAGACUGGGACCCACUGAUUGAGCCAAGUCUCUAUAAAGUCUUUCAUAUUUUUUCUCAUACAGGAUUUUGAGGCUCUCACUCCCAAUCUCUUAGCCAGGACAGUUGAGACUGUGGAAGGUGGAGGAAUAGUGGUGUUACUGCUGAGGACAAUGAACUCUCUGAAGCAGCUGUACACAAUGGCUAUGGAUGUUCACUCUCGAUAUCGGACUGAGGCUCAUCAGGAUGUGGUGGGAAGGUUUAAUGAGAGGUUAGUUCCCUUCUAGUGGUUUUCAAUUCCUGGAGCUUUGACUCUGUGGACGGACAUUUUAGUAAUAUGAUAAGUAAUACAUAUUUGUGUGUAUUUUUUAGGUUCAUUCUGUCUCUAGUGUCCUGCAAAAACUGUGUUGUCAUCGAUGACCAACUCAACAUCCUGCCGAUCUCCAGCCACAUGGCAAACAUCAAACCUGUCCCUCCAAAGACUCAGGUAACUACAUAAGAAUGAAGAAUACAAACUACUUUUUAUAAACGAAGAAUAUUUUAAAGUAUGUGAGAGAAGCUGAGCCGUCCUUGCUCUCACUAGCUAUAUGCUUUAUGAAUAUUCACAUCAAUAAAUGCUUAUUUGUAUCAAACAGACCAAAUAUUAACCUUUAUCAGCACCUUCUCAUUAGUCUGUUUCUUUAGAGACCGAUUAGAUUUUUUUGUUCCCCUCAUUCAAACCCUUACCUGCAUCAGCCGACUCUUUAUUACUUUUUUUCUCUUCUAGAUCUAGGUAAAGGAGUUAGGUAGUGCAUUCAAAUGUGUGCCUGUUUGUUGGCCACUGAUUUCUGACCAGCUGUGAUCCUUGCAGGAGGACGGUUUGUCUCCCCGAGACCAGGAGCUAAAAGAUCUGAAAGAGUCUCUGCAGGACACUCAGCCUGUGGGUGUGUUGGUGGACUGCUGCAAGACCAUGGACCAGGUCAGGAAAUGUCUUUAAAACUGACACAUAACAAAUUCACAGAGUAUCAUUUCUGCUGAACGCACCAAUAAAAUCUACAAAAACCAGCACUUUAGAGCAGUGGUUCCUAAACUUCUUUUCCCCAAGGCACAACAAAGGACAAGUGAAAAUCUCAGGGCACACCUAUUGUGCAAAAAAGCCUUUAUAAUGCGUGUUAUCACUCAUAUCAUGUAAUAUAUCGUUGAAUAUUGCAUAAUUAUUGACUGAUGCCAAAUUAAAUGUGACAGAGCUCAAUUUUCCCUCUCAAACAUUUCUCUGUUUUAAUGUUGUUUUAUAAUUCCCGCCUGCGCAAACAGCAAAACAUUUGGUAAUUUUUUUUGAAUGUUUAUUUUAGGUAUAGAGUUUGCCUGUUUGUAUGUAAUGAGUGCAUACAAAGUACUGAUAUAGUAAAUAAAAGGUUUUUGUUUUUGUGUAGUUAUAUAUUGCAGUAAUGUUGGUUAUGCCGCGGUACACAGUUUGAGAGCCAAUGAGUACAGAGAUCAUAUCAGUAUUUCCAAAAAAUGACUCCUCAGAGGGGGUUUUGUUUUCUAAAAUCCUGACAAAUCUAAACCUCAGCUGCGUGUUGUCUUCCAGGCUAAAGGAGUGCUGAAGUUCAUCGAGGCCAUCUCUGAGAAGACUCUGAGGAGCACCGUGGCUCUGACUGCUGCCCGUGGCCGAGGAAAGUCUGCAGCUCUGGGGCUGGCUGUGGCCGGAGCUGUGGCCUUUGGGUACGCUUUCAUGAUGUCAUGAUAAAAGUUUUAUCUAUUUGAUCCUAAUUUUGUGAAAUUUUAUUCAACGAAUGCCUGGCUUUCUCCACAGCUACUCCAACAUCUUUGUAACCUCACCGAGCCCGGACAACCUGCACACCAUGUUUGAAUUUAUAUUCAAAGGUUUCGAUGCUUUACAGUAUCAGGUAUGUUGCCCGAGAGAGAAGCAGCAACAUUUUAACCAUUCUUUCAGCAAAAACAGACAACCUCACAUCUCUCCUCUCUGAAUUCAAAGGAGCACCUCGACUAUGAAAUCAUCCAGUCUUUGAAUCCAGAGUUCAACAAAGCUGUGGUGCGAGUGAACAUCUUCAAAGAGCACCGACAGACCAUCCAGGUAAACGAGACAUCACAGCCCAUCACUCGAUGUCGAUGUCGGCUCUAAGUGAUCAUUUCUGACCUUUCCGUCUAUGUGGCUCACAGUACAUUCACCCGGGUGAUGCAGUGAAGCUUGGACAGGCUGAGCUGCUGGUCAUUGAUGAGGCUGCUGCCAUCCCUCUGCCUCUGGUGAAGAACCUGCUGGGGCCUUAUCUGGUUUUUAUGGCGUCCACCAUCAACGGGUCAGUUCCUGCAUAAUGAUGUUUGCAUCACCAAGCCCCACUUUUCUUUUGCCCUAACAAUAUUUCAGAAAUGGUCAACUAGUUUGAGCAAUAUUGUUAGGUGAGGAAUAAAAAUUCUGUGUUUUGGGGCAUGUUUAAUGAGAAGAAGAAAAAAAAAGUAGAUAAUACCCAGACUAAUAAGUUCUGUUACUUGUGCAGGUAUGAAGGCACUGGGCGCUCCCUCUCCCUCAAACUGAUCCAGCAGUUGAGGCAGCAGAGUGCAGACAGUCAACAGAGCAUGUCUGCAGAGAACAGGACCUCAAACACAGCGAGACUAUCUGCAGGUAAACAUCCCAGAGUUCUGCUCUAAGUGUUCAUUGUGAUCAGAUCAUCAAGACUGACUCAUCUUUCCCUGUUUCCCAACUCAGCUCGCUCUCUCCACGAGGUCUCGCUCCAUGAGUCUAUCCGAUACGCUCCUGGAGAUGCUGUAGAAAAAUGGCUGAAUGACCUUCUCUGUCUGGACUGCCUGAACAUCCCCAGACUCAUUUCUGGCUGCCCUCUCCCUCAGACCUGUGACCUGUAUCCUUGUUGCACCUGAAAGGACUAAACAUGACUGCUGGUGCUUCAGAUUAAGCCUGUUGAAUAUUCAGAAAAAAACACCAAGGUUAUCUGUCUUAUGAAGGUGGAGGGUCGGCAUUAACAUUGAGAACCGUGAAAAUGAAAUGUGAUAUUGUGACCCCCUUUACAGAUUUAUCACCUCAACCAAACAUUCAGUCUGAAUACACAGAUAUGCCGUCUUAAAGGUCUGAAGUCUUACAGUCACAUCAGCUUGUUUUGUUGGAUAAACUGUCGAAAACCUAAAGACCUAAAAAUAAAAUAAAUUCACCUUUAGAUGCUGCCAGACUGAAACAGGAAAUGUGUCACACAGUUUCAUAGUCCAGAGGCUUCAUUUUCUUCUUCUUAGCCCCACUGACCAGAUAUUACGUGAACAGAGACACGCUGUUCUGUUAUCACAAAGCAUCUGAAGCUUUCCUGCAGAGGCUGAUGGCUCUCUAUGUGGCGUCGCAUUACAAGGUGAAUUUAUCAGUUUCUCUCUCGAUGAGCACCAUGUCCCACCUUCACUCCGCUGUUAAUCCUUGUGUUUAAUAUUUGCUGGAUUUUGUGUUUCAUGACAUCCAGAAUUCACCAAACGAUCUGCAGAUGUUGUCCGACGCUCCAGCCCAUCACCUCUUCUGCCUGCUGCCUCCUGUUCCUCCCACACAGAACUCUCUGCCCGAGGUGCUCGCUGUGGUGCAGGUAAAAUCAGAUUCAUCCCCUGUUAUCGGAAAGACUGCUGCAAAAAUCUUUUUAGCUUUUCCUGAUUUCUUUAGCAAAGAGACUAAACACAACUCACCUACUCUCUUCCAGCAGCCGCUUGUUUGUAGUGAAACCUCAGGCAAGUCUAUUACGGACUGCUGUGGGGUGACGCAGCUCAAGGAAGAACAUUUAUGAUCAUUUCUUUAUCAUUUCCUUGAAGUAAUAAUCACCAUUUUAAUCAUUUUGCACUGCAGACGCGGUAGUUCUUCUGCCUUAGCAUCUCGAUCUGAUUGCAUUUCAAUAAAAAAACGAUCAUAAAUGUUCUUCCUUGAGCUGUGUCACCCCGCUGCAGUUUGUGAAGGACUAGUCCGAGGUCUUCCUACAAAUAAGCAGCUGCUGGAAGAGUGGGUGAGUUAUGUUUUGUCUUUGUGCUAAAGAAAUCAGGCAAAGUUAAAAAGAUGUUUGGUGGCUAGUACUAUGGCUGGGACCCUAUCUGUCCUGUUGAUGAAGUUAGGUGCUGUUCUGAGCAUUAUUUGUGGCUAUAGAGUGGCGUUUUAAAUUAAUUUUAUGCCGGAAUAUCCCUUUAAAGCUAAUGGUUUGGGCAAGAAGUUUGAUGCAAAUCGAUCUUUUUAGAAAUUCUGUAUUUACUCUAAAAAGCAGGACCAUGGAGUGCUGCAGGGUGUAAAAAAUAAAGAUAAGUUUGAAAAAGUGUGGCUCUGGUGUGGGCUCCUUCUAAAGAUCUAGCAUGUGUAACUUUGACUGAAUAUUGAGUUGUUCCUUCUUGGUGCUGUAGGUGUGUCUGGAGGGUGAAAUCUCUCGGCAGUCCAUCCUCAACAGUCUGUCCAGAGGAAAGAAGGCCUCCGGUGACCUCAUCCCCUGGACUGUGUCAGAACAGGUACACACCAUCUUCAACACGUCUCCUUUUCAAAAGCCCAACAGCUCACACGUCUACAGCCCAACAUAAAUCUUCUGCUUUUAUUUCUAGUUUCAAGACCCAGAGUUUGGCAGCCUCUCUGGAGGCAGAGUGGUGCGGAUUGCUGUCAAUCCAGACUACCAGGGGGUAAGAGCGAUCAAAAUCCUCAACAUGUUUUUUUCUCUGCUUUUUAAUUUUUCUGAGAGCUCUGUCUGUAACUGUUUUUUUAACCGAUCCACCAGAUGGGCUACGGCUCCAGAGCUCUCCAGCUGCUGCAGAUGUACUAUGAGGGCAAGUUUCCCACCAUGGAUGAGAGCACACAAUCCAAUAACAAUGAGAUUACCUCAGUCAGCAAUGAGGUAACAUGAAAUCAUCAGCUGAGAGAUAUCAAACAAAGUGUCACCAGAACAAAUAAACAACAGAGCAGACAGAUUAAACACUCUUAUCUAACAGUAGCUCUGCUGUUGUUGUUGUGUCUGGUUUUCCAGGCUGUCGGUCUGUUGGAGGAGGUGAUCAGUCCACGGAAGGAGCUCCCUCCUCUGCUGCUGAAGCUGAGUGAGAGGAGAGCAGAGAGACUCGACUAUCUGGGAGUGUCUUAUGGCCUGACUGUGCAGCUUCUCAAGUGAGUCUGCCUGAAUGUGGAGGAAAGAAGGUUGUUGUAAAGUUUUCAGAGUUCUGGAAAUGUCACAAGUUGUUUUUUCAUCCUGACAGGUUCUGGAAGAAAGCAGGUUAUACUCCGGUGUACCUCAGACAAACCCCUGUGAGUGUAAUAAACGAGUCAUUCUUUAGUUUUGUUGGAGUACAUACUGCUGCCUCAUGUUGUUAUCAUUAACCCACGUGUGUGUCUAUAUUUAUAUCUAGAAUGACCUGACAGGAGAGCACUCGUGUGUGAUGCUGAAGGAGUUGAAUACAGAUGAAACUCCGGAGCAGAGCCAGUGGCUGUCUGCAUUCUGGAAAGGUGAACACAUUUUUCUAAAAGCAUCUGGAGAUCUGUUUUCUCGACUUUGAAGUGACUACAUUUUUUGUGUCUUUCCUCAGAUUUCCGUCGACGUUUCCUGUCUCUUCUCUCCUACCAGUUCAGCAGCUUCCACCCAAGCCUGGCACUCAGCAUCCUACAGAAUAGGAAGUCCAAAGAGGAGACCAGUAGUAAGACUUCUCUCCUGAUUUUACUCCAUCGGCUCAGUGAUUUUUUUUCUUUCUUUUAAAAGAUGUCUAAAAGGUGUCUUAACAAUUAUUCAUGACCGAUAAAACUGGUUCAGAAGGGAUUUUUUACUGCCUAUGUACAGAUCUUGAUUUAACAUGUAUGUUAAGACCAGACACUCCUAGUAAGUCGCACUUUUUACACCGAACUGACAGCAGUUUUCAAGUUGCAUCAUAUAUUUUGCAGAAUUAGAGAGAGCUCAGAGUAGAGCCGCUGCUCCUUUGCAGGAUAAGGAGUCAGUUAAGGUGGCUCAGCCCCUAGAGAAGGAAUUUUUUUAAGUCUUUUUCGGACGCCAUAGGGACGUCCAACUCUGACCUGUCUACAAUCCUUAAUUGCAUGUAGAACUGUUCCUGUUUCUGUCCAGCAAAGAUUAUUGAAAAAUCAAUUCUGUUCAACUAAAAUUCAGUGUUGAAAUUCCAGUUUGAGAUUACUCUGAGAUCUAACCUGACUCAUCUUUCACCUUCCCAGCUCUCACCAGCUCUGAGCUGGCGACCCAUUUCAGCCCCUACGACCUCAAACGUCUGGAGCUGUACUCCAGGAGCAUGGUGGACUACCACCUCAUCAUGGACCUGGUCCCAACUGUGGCGCGCAUGUUUUUCCUCAAGCAACUUGGUGACCUCUCUCUUUCAGCUGCACAGUGUGUAAGUUUUUCGUCUUCUGUUUUGCUCUGUUUGAUUUAAGUUUUAUUUUUCUCGUAUUAAAACCAUCUUUUCUUUUUUAGGCGUUACUCCUGGGUAUUGGCUUACAGCACAAAUCUGUGGAGCAGCUAGAAAAAGAAAUUGAGCUCCCGAGCUCGCAGCUCAUGGGUCUCUUCAACCGUCUGAUUCGUAAAUUUGUGCAAGUAUGUCCCUUCUUCUGAUGUAACCUGAUAUAGAUAAUUUAAAGUGAAAAACAAAAUGUAAAUGUAUUUAGUUUACUCAUGUUGUGGUCUUGAACUCUCCCAGGUCUUCACAAGCAUCCAAGAAAAAGCGAUUGAGGCAGAGAUGGCUGCUGAAAAAGAUGUUUCCAUGGAGCCAACAUUCAAAAGCCUCACUGAGGAUCUGGUAUGUGAUCAGCACUUUCUAAGAAACCUUUUUAAAAUACUAUGAUAUUCUGAAUAAAAUAGGUUUUUGAUACAUGGGGAAAAAUGAGUCUGAAAAUGUCAAUGUGCCCUAGAGAAACUGUAUUAGGUGUCAGUCAUUCAGUUUUUUGUGGACCUGAUUUACUCAAAAAACUGUGAUUUGAGGAAAUUCUGUCAAAAAUGUUAAUUCUGCUUCCAGAACGAAGCUGCUAAGGAGUUUGAGGAGAGACACAUGCAGGAUGUAGAGAAAGUGAAGGAAAUGGACCUGGAAGAGUGAGUAUGAUCCUUGCGUAGAAUUAAUGAGUAUGAGUCACGUUGUACUCUGAAAUUUGUGAUCGUAACAGCGCUGAUUUCUUUUAUAUUUACAGGUACAAGAUCCGUGGGGAUGAUGAGGAAUGGAACCAGGUUUUAAAGAAAGCCGGGAACACGGCUAUCGUCAGCAUCAAGAGGUGAACUGACAAUCCUUAUCUCUACCAACUGUGUGUGUGGUUGUUUUGUCGAUGCAGAAACCUUUUUGUUAACGUAUUUUACCUUCAACAGUGACAAAAAGAGGAAGCUGGAUGGAGGAAAUGCCAAUCCGGGCAACGGGACUCCACACCACGGGAAGUUAAAAAAGAAGGAAAUGCAGCAUGGGAAAUUCAAGAAAAAAGACAAACACAGCAAAUUUGGAAAGAAAGUGUGAUGUAAGAGUGCCGCUCAGACAGGACAGUGUGUGUGCACUCAAGCUGCUGCAGCAUGAAAACUUUGGACAUGGCUGAUGGACUUGGGGACCCAGAAGAGAACCCAAAAGACUGACAGAAAAAAUUCAUACACAGUCUGAAUGAAAGAGGUAUUUUUUAAAGUGGUUUUCACAUACAGUUGUAGACUUCCCUUUUUAGUUAAUUAUACAUGGUUCCUAGACAGACAUGUACAAAGAUACUGAAAAAGAUUUUGUAAACUAUAACCUGAGGUUCACGCGGUGUUUAAAUCCUACUGUGCAAUCAUUUGAACACCUGAGGCUUCAUAUCAACCCAUUUUUGUUUGAGUUGUUGUAUCAUGUCAUCUGGUGCAAAAAUACAGUCUAUGGCUUGCUGGGAGAGCUUCCAGACAUCCUCAUGACUGAGACCAAACGUGGAAGCUGCCAGUUGAUAUUCCUGAGAUAAGUCUGUGCUGAAGACUCCUUUAUCGUCAGUCUGUAAUAGGACAAAAAAAUAAAUUCAUUCAAGAGGAACUUGAAUUUUUUCACCAGUAAGCAUCACCUCUGGCUCAUAUUUCUGUAGUGGUGCUCCAUCAGUUUAGCAGUUAGUCUGUUAAGAAGUUGCAUUAAAGCAAGUGUACAAAGUGA